AUGUCAUAUUCAGUCUCUAAUCUAAGGUACAUUGACCCACAAGUGCUAAGAACCUGGUUUUCGAAAGGGUCACCAACAGGAAAUGGGAAAUUCUCCAUAGUGGAUGUCCGUGAUCAUGAUUACGUUGGAGGCCAUAUUAAAAACUGUUUACAUUAUCCAUCAACUAAUCUUUCAGAGACAAUGCAAGAAGUCAUUGAAAAAGUGAAGCAAUCAGAUGAUAUAGUGUUCCACUGCGCACUAAGUCAACAAAGAGGUCCUUCAGCUGCUAUGAAAUUUUUGAGGUCUGUUCAAGAUGGUGAUUUGGAUGGGAAAUCUGUAUGGAUCUUAAGAGGUGGUUUUACAAGAUGGCAGGAAUUGUAUGGUGAGGAUAAUGAGGUCACUGAAGGUUAUCAGAAAGAUAUUUGGAAGUUUGGAUAUUAG
Hansenula anomala is the source of this 420-nucleotide messenger RNA. RefSeq lists its product as uncharacterized. The transcript is spliced from 2 exons. Bases 1 to 420 code for a protein of 139 amino acids. Gene Ontology annotation, molecular function: protein tyrosine phosphatase activity. NCBI's taxonomy places the organism in Eukaryota, Fungi, Ascomycota, Saccharomycetes, Phaffomycetales, Wickerhamomycetaceae. Gene Ontology annotation, cellular component: nucleus; cytoplasm. The record is from RefSeq and is a predicted model, not a curated record.